Messenger RNA from Dromaius novaehollandiae (emu), 1277 nucleotides. Its product is annotated as M protein, serotype 2.2-like. The transcript is spliced from 6 exons. Bases 975 to 1277 code for a protein of 100 amino acids. The record is from RefSeq and is a predicted model, not a curated record. Lineage: Eukaryota; Metazoa; Chordata; Aves; Casuariiformes; Dromaiidae.
UUGCCCGACGCGCCUUGGCAGUAGCAGCUCUGCAGCAGCAGCAGCAAUGUCGAGACAACAUUGCAUUUAGUACCAGUUCUCUACACAAGCUCUCAGUGGGGAUGAGGGUGGGGGUCUGAGCCCCCAAAGCCCAGCAGUCUUGCCCUCACCAAUGCACGUCCCUGCGGGCUGGUGUCGAGGUGGCCGUGUCUAGACAGCCCUGGGUGGGGCUGAGGCCUCUGCAACCCCCGGGUCCCCCUCGGGCUCCAGCAGCCCCACAGCGGUGCUGCCAGAGAGGAGCAGUGAGGUCAGAGAAGAGCAGCCGUGUCACAGCAGCCUGGGGCAGGGCAAGGCGGGGCGGGCUGGGGCGACCUCACAGUGGGGCAGAGCAGCAUCCUUGGCAUUCGGGACACCGAGCUGCCUGCGGCCCCUGGGAGAAGGGCUCUCUCGGGCUGAGGGGGUGAAGCGCCUUUGGCCCAGAGGAGCUGCCGGCCCCUCGGCCUGCAGUGCAUGCCUGUGCCCAUGGAGCUGGAGGACUUGCAGCUCUGCUUGCGGCGGCACCAGGAUGAACGCCGGGACCUGCUGGAGAAGCUGCUGGAGCAGGAGCAGGCUUGUGGCGUCCUGCGAGCAGCUAGCAGCGCGUUGGAAGAAGGGAUGGACGGGUGGGCAUGGCUCCAUCCUGCUCGGGGCUGAGACUCGGGUCCCGGAGGCUGUCUGCAGCCCCUGCACGCCUUGGCCCUCGAUGGGGGCCCUGCGGGGCUGGGUGGAGGUGGGGGGCGGGCCCUGCCACCCGUCCCGGAGGGCUCUGGGUGCUACCCGCCUGCCUGGGUGCCUGAUCUCUGCCCCGGGGGUCUGCACUCAGCAGCCUCCCCUCUCCUCAACCCCGCAGGCUGCAGCGCUCCUGGGAGGGGGCUGAGGAGCCCGACGUGGGGCUGAGGGAAGAGCUCAGCACCCUCUUGAGCUGCCUGAAGGAGAGCGAGCAGGAGACAGCUGCAAUGCAGGAGCAGCUCCGGGGCUUGGAGCAGGAGAAAGAGGAGCUCCGCACCACCCUGCAGGAGCUCACCACCGAGCACUUCGCCUUGGCAGCGCAGCAUGCCCAGAGCUCCCAGCAGCUGGAGAGGACCAAAGAAGUCCUCCCGCAGCUCCAGGCAGAGCUGACGGAGGUGAAGGCCGAGGGAGACGCGGCCCGGAAGGAGCUCCACCAGGAGAAGCAGUCAGCAGCCAAGCUGGCAGAGGCCCUGCGGGAGCAGGCUGAGAUCGAUAAGUCCCCUCACGGUGGGCUUGGCGUGGACUACUGA